UUCAGACUGAGAUGACUAAACUACAAAAACUUCUUCACCUAUUUUUUUUAUUCGAAUUUAUUACUACACAGUCAAUUGACAGAUUCCGUUUACCAAAAAUAAUUCGGCCAACUAAUUAUAACUUAAAGAUAAAUGUAAAUCCCGAAGAUACUCAUUUUACUGGUACAGUACAAAUUACUUUGAAAGUUUUAAAUGGCACAACGAACACGUUGUUUUUACACGCGGAUCAUGACUAUAUAAAAAUUGACAGCAUGCAGUUGAAUGGAACGAACUGCAAUUACUCCUUACAGCAUGAUGUUGCUUCGCAAAUAUUUCCGAUAAAAUGUCCAAUGGAAUUCAGGACUGAUCAAGAAUUAAUUAUAUUAUAUCGAGGAAAAUUUUCAAAUGAAAUGAACGGCUUCUAUAAAAGUACCUAUGAUGGUGGAGAAAUUUUAGUUGCAACCCAGUUUCAACCGGUGUAUGCUAGGAGAGCUUUUCCGUGCUUCGAUGAGCCGUCCUUUAAAGCUACUUUUGAAAUUACUGUAGAACAUCCCAAACUUUAUAAUGCCCUUGCUAACACUCCAUUGGAAACAUCAAUAACUAAUGGAAAAACAACUAUAACACAAUUCCAAAAGACACCCAUUAUGUCUACUUACCUGGUUGCAUUAGUUAUUUCCAAAAUGGAGCCCGCGAUAUCACGAGACCAAGAAUUUAAUGUGUUUGCUCGCGCUAGUGCUGCGCAAGACUUGGGAAUAGCAAAGACAUUUGGACAGAAACUAUUUGACAGUAUGAGUCAAUGGACAGGCAUCAGAUACGAUGAUUUAGGAAAUCCCCAGCAAUACUUGGUAGCUAUACCAGAUUUUGGGGCUGGUGCAAUGGAGAACUGGGGACUAAUAACUUUCAGAGAAGUGGAUUUGUUAGACGAUGGCAACAGAACAUCUAGUGCAUCAUUUCAGAAUAUUUUAAUGGUCAUUGGUCAUGAAAUAGCACACCAAUGGUUUGGAAAUUACAUUACUCUCGACUGGUGGUCAAAUAUUUGGCUCAACGAAGGUUUCGCUAAUUAUUUUGGAAAAGUCAUCAGUGAUAUGGUCAUGAAUGGAACUUUAGAACUCGAUAAACAAUCAGUGGUCGACGUUAUGCAAAAAACAUUAGAAAAAGAUGCAACAUCUACUUCAACUCCAUUGUCAACUCCCCAACAAUCCGUAAGAACAGCUCUCGAAAUUAUGUUAAACUUUAAUGAAGACCCUUAUCUCAAAGGUGAAAUAAUUGUAAGGAUGAUGAACCAUAUUUUAGGAGAAAAAAAAUUUAAGAAGGGAUUGCAGAACUAUUUAACAGAAAAUAAAUACAGAAAUGUAAACCCUAAAAAGCUUCUCAUUGCCUUACAAGAUGUAGCUGGAUCUGAACUAACUAAUUUUGAAAAGAAAAUGCACAAUUGGAUUUACGAACCUGGUUAUCCAUUAAUAUCAGUGUCCCAAAAAAAUUGCACAACCAUUACAAUUACUCAAGAAAGAUUUUGUACAAGCAAAAACUGUAGUUUAAAAUCCCAAUGGUAUGUUCCAAUUAGUUAUACUACAGAAAACUUAAAAGAUUUUUCUGUAAAAAUCAAAUAUUGGUUGGAGCCCAAUGAAACUUUGGAAAUUCAACACAAUAGCAACGAAUGGCUCAUUGUUAAUAUUCAAGAAAUUGGCUUCUAUAGAGUUAAUUAUGAUGAUUCAUUGUGGAACAAGCUGAUAGAAGCUUUAAAUUCGGAUGAUGAAAAAGAAUCGAUACAUCCUCUGAAUAGAGCACAAAUUAUUGACGAUAUAUUUCACGUAGCCAAAAGUGGGAAAAUUAGUUACGAAAAGGCUUUUGGUUUGGCACACUAUUUGAAAAAUGAAACUAAUUAUUAUCCGUGGACCUCAGCAUUACGAUCUUUUUCGUUCCUUCUUAAUAUAAUCGAUGAUGAUUACGAGAAACUGUUAAAAGAGUGGCAAUUAGAAUUGAUUACGAGUGCAUUCAUGGGUCAACUUGACUCACAUAAUUUAACACACAUUGGAACAUUAAAACAAACUUUAAUUUUUGAAUACACUUGUAAACUAGGACAAGAGAUAUGCCUUUCAUAUGCUUCAGAACAAUUUAAAGCAUUCAGGAAAUAUAACAGCCCAAUACCUGCUAAUAUGUAUUACCUGAUUUUGUGUUAUGGUUUGGCGAAUAGUGACGACAUGGAAGAAGAUUAUAAUUUUUUAAUGAAUGAAUUAACAAAGGCAACCUCAUCUGAAAAAAUAAAUAUAUUGGCAGCUUUAGGAUGUAUGAGAGAUGAUAAUUUACUUAAGGGGGAAGUAUUUUUUAAAUUGUAUUUAUUUGUUUUUCUAUACAGUCUUUUAAAUGUUUUUGUAAAAUAUUACUAAUUGCUAUCACAUCAAUCUUUAAAGUUACUUAAAUGUCUUUGACAGUAAUGUAGAGGUCCUCUUUAUUAAUGUUCCGAAUAAGAUCAAUAUAUUUUCUGUAACUAUGGUUUUUUGAACUCGAACACUGUAAUUUAAGGAAAGUCGACCACAUCGAAAUGCAUUGUACCACCGCUGUACAGUAGUAAAGGAAUACGACUUGUCACCAAGCAUUCGAUAGAUUUGCUCAAAACAGUCUUUACGGAUUAAGCCACGUUUGAGGUCGUAAAAAAAUUACAGCCCAAUAAUGCUCCUUGUUCAUUUCACUUAUUGGCGAAAGGAUUACUUUAAAUUUAUUAUGUAACUUAUAAUCAGGUAUAUUUGAAAACUGUUACUAACUAAACCUGUAAAGUUUGUUCCAACACAAUAGAAAAUCGGUUUACGUACUAUCGGGAUUCUGUGCAGUCUAGACUAUCCGCCCAUAAAAUUUUUUAGAGAUACAUGUUUUUUGCAAGAUACAAAAAAUGUUACAAAUAAAUACAGCUCUCCAUAAAAAAAUUGAAGUAACAGGGACGGCCUUCAA
Messenger RNA from Psylliodes chrysocephalus, 2925 nucleotides. The record is from the annotation of a GenBank genome assembly. Lineage: Eukaryota; Metazoa; Arthropoda; Insecta; Coleoptera; Chrysomelidae.